This is a messenger RNA of Cooperia oncophora, 672 nucleotides long. NCBI's taxonomy places the organism in Eukaryota, Metazoa, Nematoda, Chromadorea, Rhabditida, Trichostrongylidae. The record is from the annotation of a GenBank genome assembly.
AUGUACGAUUCAGCCGCUUGCUCACAAGGAUCCGCUGUGCUCUUCAUUCGUUCUGCCCAUUCUCGCGACCAAAAAGGCAAGAUUGUGAAUACGGUCAGUAAUAUCAGUGAAGAUGAUUGUCUCUUCUCGUGCCUGACUAAUAAGGUAGCUGACUCGCAUACAGUACAAUGCGCUUCCGCCGAGUACGACGAGAACGGAGGGCGUUGCUCGUUGAGCUCUGAGCCAAGAACGAACGAGCUCACCAAACAUGAAUCGACAACAUUGUAUGAGAAAAUAUGCGUUACAGGUUACAUGCAUGACACUGCCACUACCGUUUCCAUCGAAGAAUGUAUCGAACGAUGUGUACGGUCUGAAAUCAUGCUUGGAUUCCAAUGUUUAUCGAUUAUGUACUACUAUGAGGAAACGGUAUUGAACUGCAUACUGAAUGACGCCAGUGUUCGAACAAAUCCUGAAUCUGUGACGGACGUAAAUUCAACAGUCGUCGACUAUUUUGGUAUUGACGACUGCUAUGGAUUACCGGAGGCAAUAGACGACCGUCAGAACUUCCUCAGAAAUCCUCCACCUCCUGUUGAUAACACCAUCGCAGCUGAACAAGAGCAAAGAAAAGCACCCGAAGUGAAGAGAGAAAUUCGUCUUCAAUACAGCUCAGGAACCAUACGACAUCAACGAUAG